AUUUUACUACUAUGUUCUCAACAUCACAGUAUAAACACUCUUGCUCUCUCAUAGUCAUGACCCACAACGCCCUAAGCCAAAACAAUUAUUUGUAGUCACUCCCUCACUGAUUCCUCCGCCAACCGCCACAUUUAGCUUCUUCAAAAUGGCGGCGGUUCGCCACCCGGUGGCCGAUUCCAACGAAGACAGCCCAUUCGGAACCCUAACAGCCACCGAAUUUUACGCCAAGCACAACGUCGCCCACUCCUCCGAAUACAUAACAAACUCCCGCGGCCUCAAGCUCUUCACUCAGUGGUGGACCCCACUUCCUCCGACUAAAGUCACCGCCUGCGUAGCCGUCGUGCAUGGCUACACCGGCGAGUCCAGCUGGUUCGUUCAGUUGAGCUCCAUCCUCUUCGCUAAAUGCGGCUUUGCAGUCUGCGCCAUCGAUCAUCAAGGUCACGGCCUGUCGGAAAGCCUCGACGGUCUCAUGUACCAUAUCCCCGACCUAACUCCGGUGGUUGACGACUGUAUUCAGUUCUUCACUCGCUUUCGUGAAACACACGCGCCGAAGUUACCGGCGUUUCUUUACUCGGAGUCAUUAGGCGGCGCUAUAGCUUUGUACGUCACGCUGAAGCAAAAAGGCGAGUGGGACGGACUGAUUUUAAACGGAGCUAUGUGUGGGAUCAGUGCUAAAUUCAAACCUCCAUGGCCGUUAGAGCAUUUGCUUUUCGUAGUCGCGGCUGUUAUCCCCACUUGGCGUGUGGUUCCCACUCGUGGGUCAAUACCUGAUGUGUCGUUUAAAGAGGGGUGGAAAAGGAAGUUGGCGACGGCUAGUCCGAGGAGAGUGGUGAUGAGGCCACGCGCCGCCACUGCGCUUAUGAUGCUGAGAGUUUGUAAGGAGUUGCAAGAGAGGUUCGAGGAAGUUGAUGUGCCGUUGUUGAUCGUUCACGGAGGUGAUGACGUUGUUUGUGACCCGGAAUGUGCCAAGGUGUUGUAUGCACGCGCCUCCAGUAAGGAUAAGACGUUGAAGAUUUAUCCCGGAAUGUGGCAUCAGAUCGUCGGCGAGGCGGAGGAGGAUGUCAAUUUAGUGUAUGGGGAUGUAGUAGAGUGGCUUAAAAGUCGAACUGAAAGAGGAGCGAAAGAGUAGUGUAUUCCACGCGCUGGUGAAAGAUUGCUGACGGAGUGUUAUAAAUGUGGUGGUUGUAACGGUUGGGUGAUAUUAAAUGUUAAUGUAACUGUAAUUUGAAAUAAAAGGUCUUAAUUAAUGAUGUUUA
Mercurialis annua (annual mercury) is the source of this 1256-nucleotide messenger RNA. RefSeq names its product caffeoylshikimate esterase-like. NCBI's taxonomy places the organism in Eukaryota, Viridiplantae, Streptophyta, Magnoliopsida, Malpighiales, Euphorbiaceae. Gene Ontology annotation, cellular component: membrane. Gene Ontology annotation, molecular function: lipase activity. The coding region runs from base 146 to 1129 and encodes 327 amino acids. The transcript has a single exon. The record is from RefSeq and is a predicted model, not a curated record.